Fopius arisanus is the source of this 1794-nucleotide messenger RNA. RefSeq lists its product as uncharacterized. Lineage: Eukaryota; Metazoa; Arthropoda; Insecta; Hymenoptera; Braconidae. The record is from RefSeq and is a predicted model, not a curated record. The transcript has 9 exons.
AGUACUGCUUUCACAAACUCUUCACCAGUCUCGAAAUGUACCUUGAGGAGAACACGUGGUUUAUUUCAUUAAGGAAUUCUUGAGGGAAUUUAAAAUUUCAAGAUGUUGAGAGGGAAAAGAGGUGGAUUGAAAGGGAAGAGGAGAAUGGCGAAGAAAGCAGCACCAGCAGCUCUUCAAACUGAAGUUUCCACUGAUGAAGAAUGGGCCAAAAUUAUGGAACGAAAGGGUCUCGUUGUUGUAGAUGUUUAUUCGGAUUGGUGUGGGCCUUGCAGUGGAAUGGUCAGCAUUUUGAAGAAAAUAAAGAUGGAAAUUGGUGGUGAUCUGCUGAGUUAUGCUAUCGCGAAGUGCGACAACAUCUCAGACCUCGAGAGGUUCAGAGGGAAGAGUGAACCCACUUGGAUGUUCAUCCACAAUGGAAUGAUGGUGAAUCUAAUGUUUGGCGCCUACUGCCCCGAACUCCAGAAGAUGCUGACCGACGAGAUUCAGAAAGUCCAGAAAAAUGAGGAUCACGAAUUUUGUAUUCCAGUCGCGGAGAGGAGCCCUGAGGAGCAGAAGCGAUUGGAAAUCGGGGAGGAAGAGAGAAUAGCUAAAGAGGCUGCAAAAAAGGCGCAGAAAGGUUCGUAAAUUAAANNNCGAUACGAAGCAGAAAUGCACCACCUGAUGACAUCUCUCCUGGACGAGACCUGUCUCCUGCUGUACCCCUGGGUAUUCAAGGACGAAGAGGGCCACAGGAGAGACAAGAGAUCAAGUCCACCUUACGUUGAUCUAGUGGAAAAUGUUCUUCCAGAGAAUUACAUUGUGGAGCAAGAGAUUAGAAAACGACUGAAUGAAGAUUUGAUUAACAAAAUAUUUGCAGAGUCUGAUUGGAUAGUGACUCCAGAGGCUAGACAGCUGUUGACUGAAGGGAAAUGUCUCUUCAUGCGACUUAAAGUUGGAGAGAACAGACCAGAAAUGGAUGUGGAAAAAUAUUUGUUGAAUCUCUUAUUCGGCGAGCCACGACUACCACCGAUUGAUGCUGAAGUCCCAGAGGGUUGCUUUGCAGAACGCCAUAAGCCGGCGUCAAUUCCACUAGGAAAAGAGAACUUCAUCUUCCCCGUCGUCUGGGCGACUCCAAAUUCAUUAAAUAAAAUCAGUCUCUUCAAGACGAUCUUCAAAAAAUAUCUGGAUACAACAUUUCCAUAUGAAGAUAAAACGGAAAAGGCUCCAAUAAUGGUCUUCAAGUUCGAUAGCACUCGAAAAAAUGAAUUGAAGAUAGUCCUGGCGAUGCAGGAGUCCGAGGUCCUCCACUUCGGGAUCUUCGAGAGGGAUAAACCUGGGGAGGCGAGACUAAUAGCGAAUUCCAUCGAGGAAUUCGACGCCAGUACUGAGGAAAAGACCGGAUAUGAGGCGUUUGUCUGUGUUGUGAGAAAAGUCGGUUCCGAGGCAUUUCUGACGUUCGCAGGGAUCGGUCCCUAUCACGUCAGCGAGAACCCCGAUGUCGCUGUCGAGGAAGCUAAUGCUUAUUUCCCGGAGGUACUCCCAGCUGAUGAAGAGGAUGACGAUGAGGAGAGGAUGGAGGAAGAGUCACCAGGAGAGGAGGUGGGGGACAGCGCUGAGAGGACAGGUUGACGGAUUCAAUUGAAUGGGGAAAUUAUAUUAUGAUUAUUAUUUAUUUUUAUGUAUAAAUCGAAUAAUUUGUCGAAUUUAUUGAAUCGAAUACUUCGAGAUUUCAUUAUAAAUCUUUUUUAAUAAUUUAUCAUAUUGACAUUAUUAUUAAUAAUGAAGGAAACAAUUGGAAAAUCGAUUUUCAAACUA